Puntigrus tetrazona (Sumatra barb) is the source of this 3878-nucleotide messenger RNA. RefSeq names its product NACHT, LRR and PYD domains-containing protein 3-like. The transcript has 9 exons. Bases 64 to 3798 code for a protein of 1244 amino acids. NCBI's taxonomy places the organism in Eukaryota, Metazoa, Chordata, Actinopteri, Cypriniformes, Cyprinidae. Gene Ontology annotation, molecular function: protein binding. The record is from RefSeq and is a predicted model, not a curated record.
CUCUGUUUCCAAAUACAGGCAUGUCGUUUUCAUUGUGGAGGAAGAGAAUCAGAAACCUGUAAAAUGAGUGUGUGUGAGGAGAAUGAGCAGGAGGCUUCAGUUUCUAUGAAGAGUAACAACUCCAUGAUUAUUCCUCCGGAUCUCAGCGAUGUUGACGCUCAGAGAACAGCAUCUUCAGGAUUGAGCUGUGUUUCUAUGAAGAGUAACAACUCCAUGAUUAUUCCUCCGGAUCUCAGCGAUGUUGACGCUCGGAGAACAGCAUCUUCAGGAUUGAGCUGUGUUUCUAUGAAGAGUAACAACUCCGUGAUUAUUCCUCCGGAUCUCAGCGAUGUUGACGCUCGGAGAACAGCAUCUUCAGGAUUGAGCUGUGUUUCUAUGAAGAGUAACAACUCCAUGAUUAUUCCUCCGGAUCUCAGCGAUGUUGACGCUCGGAGAACAGCAUCUUCAGGAUUAAGCUGUGUUUCUAUGAAGAGUAACAACUCCAUGAUUAUUCCUCCGGAUCUCAGCGAUGAACCCGCUGCUACCUUUGACUCUAUUGCGACCAGCAGAAAGAGAAAGAGAGCAGCCUCUCCACAGCAGCCCCCUGAUCUCAGUCAUAAAUCUGCGCACCUUGAUCCUGUAUGUAUGGCACCUUCACAGACCUUCCCAUACUCCUACAGUCAGAACCACUUCAGUCAUUCUGACACAGAAGCAGAUCUGAAGCUCGAUUCUCAUCAACCAGUACUUAAUGAUCUACAGAGAGUCAAAGACCAGCACAAAACCAGCAUGAAGAAAAAGUACGAAAGCUUAUUUGAGGGAGUCAAACUACAAGAGAAUCAAACCCUCCUGAACAGGAUUUACACACAGUUGUACAUCAUAGAGGGAGAGAGUGAAGGAGUGAAUGAAGAACAUGAGGUGCUACAGAUUGAGAAAGGUUACAGGAUACUUCAAGACACUCCAAUCAACUGCAAUGACAUCUUUAAUCCUUCACAUGAACCAGCAGAUGAGGAGAUUAGAAAAGAGAUGAAAAACAAAAUAAAGACUGUUCUUACUAAAGGCAUCGCUGGAAUUGGAAAAACUGUCUCUGUGCAGAAGUUCAUUCUGGACUGGGCCGAGGGAAAAGCCAAUCAGGAUGUAGAUUUCAUGUUUGUUUUUACAUUUCGAGAGCUGAACUUGAUUAAAGAUCAUCAGUACAGUCUUCACAGACUUCUGCUGGACUUUCAUUCUGAACUUCAAGAUCUGGACCCAAAGAUUUACGAUGAAUGUAGAGUUGUGUUCAUCUUUGAUGGUCUGGAUGAAAGCAGAAUCUCACUGAUGUUUUCAGACAGUCAGAAAGUUUCUGAUGUGGCUCAGAUAUCAUCAUUGGGUCUGUUGAUAUCAAACCUGAUGAAAGGAGAUCUACUUCCCUCUGCUCUCAUCUGGAUCACCACCAGACCAGCAGCAGCCAAUCAGAUCCCCUCUGACUACAUAAACCGUGUGACAGAAAUUCAGGGAUUCAGUGACCCUCAGAAGGAGGAAUAUUUCAGGAAGAGAAUCAGCGAUGAGCAUCAAGCCAGCAGGAUCAUCUCAAAUAUCAGAAGAGCAAGAAGCCUCCACAUCAUGUGUCACAUCCCCGUCUUCUGCUGGAUCUCAGCCACUGUGCUUCAAAACAUCCUGAAACAAGAUGCAGAAAUCCCUCAAACUCUGACUGAAAUGUACAUCUACUUCCUGCUCAUUCAAACAAACAUGAGGAACCAGAAGUAUGAACGGAGACAUUCAGAGAAACUCCUGAAGUCCAACAGAGAAGUGGUUGUGAAACUUGCUGAACUGGCUUUCAAUCAGCUAAUGAAGGGCAAUGUGAUGUUUUAUGAGGAGGACCUGAGAGAGAGCGACAUAGACGUCACUGAUGCUUCAGUGUAUUCUGGGAUCUGCACUGAGAUCUUUAGAGAGGAGUCUGUGAUUCAUCAAAGGAAGGUUUACAGCUUUGUGCAUCUGAGCUUUCAAGAGUUUUUUGCAGCACUGUAUGUGUUUUACUGUUAUUUACACAAAAACAGUGAGGUUCUGAAAAUGUUCCUGAUAGGAAAGUCCAGAUCCCAUUGUGAGAAUGUGGAUGUGCUUCUUAAGGGAGCAAUAAAUAAAGCCUUGCAGAGUAAAAAUGGACACCUGGAUCUUUUCCUUCGAUUUCUUCAUGGCAUCUCACUGGAGUCCAAUCAGAGACUCUUACAGGAUGUUCUGAUACACACAGAGAAAAACCCAGAGAGCAUUAAAAAAAUAAUCCACAACCUCAAACGAGGUCAAAAAACCAAUGUUAGUCCUGAAAGAUGGAUAAAUCUGACACACUGUUUGAUUGAGAUGAAGGAUAACUCAGUUGUUGAAGAAAUGCAGGCAUUUUUAAACUCUAACAAAACAAAACAAAAAAGUCUUUCUCUUGCACAAUGCUCAACUUUGGCAAACAUAAUCUUGAUGUCAGAGGAGAUGCUGGAUGAGUUUGAUCUUAAAAAAUUCACCAUUAAAUCAAAAGAUGGGAGUCAGAGGCUGUUACCCGCUCUCAGGAACUGCAGAAAAGCUCUAUUAGCAGGCUGUAAUCUCACUGGUCAGCACUGUGAAAUUGUGGCUUCCGCUCUACAAUCACCAAACUCACCUCUGAGAGAGCUGGACCUGAGUAACAAUCCUCUGCAGGAUUCAGGAGUGAAGCUGCUCGCUGCUGGACUGAAGAAUCCAAACUGUCAACUCAACAUACUGAGAUUAUCUGGCUGUAUGGUGAAAGAGAAAGGUUGUGCCGCUCUGACAUCAGCUCUGAGUUCAAACCUUUCACCCCUGAGAGAGCUGGACCUGAGUGACAAUGAUCUUCAGGAUUCAGGAGUCAAACUGCUCGCUGCUGGACUGAAGAGUCCAAACUGUAAACUCAACAUACUGAGAUUAUCUGGCUGUAUGGUGAAAGAGGAAGGUUGUGCCGCUCUGACAUCAGCUCUGAGAUCAAACCUUUCACACCUGAGAGAGCUGGACCUGAGUAACAAUGAUCUUCAGGAUUCAGGAGUAAAGAUACUUUGUGCUGGACUGAAGACUCCAAAUCAAAUCAUGAUACUCAGAUUAUCUGGCUGUAUGGUGACAGCAGAAGGUUGUGCUGCUCUGUCUUCAGCUCUGAGUUCAAACUCCUCACACCUGAGAGAGCUGGAUCUGAGCUACAAUCAUCCAGGAGAUUCAGGAGUGAAGCUGCUCUCUCAAACACUCAAACAUCUGGACAAACUCAAUGUGGAUCAUGGAGAAGAAUUCAGGAUUACAACAGGACCCCGAAAAUACGCCUGUGAUCUCACACUGGACCCAAACACAGCAAACACUCGACUCGUUCUGUCUGAAGACAACAGGAAGGUGAUGAAUGUGAAAGAGAUACAGCCAUAUCCUGAUCAUCCAGACAGAUUCGAUGUGUGUCAGGUUCUAUGUUCAGAGACUCUGACUGGACGCUGUUUCUGGGAGAUUGAGUGGAGCGGAGAUAGAGCUGAAAUAUCAGUGUGUUAUAAAGACAUCAAGAGGAAAGGAGGGAGUACUGACUGUUUGUUUGGACGUAAUCUGAACUCCUGGAGUCUGAACUGCUUUGAUCACGGAUUCACUGUUCAUCACAAUAAUAACUCCACAUAUAUCUCUUUUCCUGAAGACUCCUGUAAGAGAGUAGGAGUGUUUCUGGACGAGUCGAGCGGCUCUCUGUCCUUCUACAGCGUCUCUGACACACACACACUCACACACUUACACACAUUCACACACACAUUCACUAAACCUCUACUCACUGGGUUUAGACUUCAUGAAACAAACUCUUCAGUGUCUCUGUGUCACAUUAAACAUUAAACACACACACACACACACACACACACACACACACACACACACACACACACACUCUCUCUCUCUCUCUCUCUUUCUCUCUU